Molecule: messenger RNA, 3108 nt
Organism: Naegleria lovaniensis
Lineage: Eukaryota; Heterolobosea; Eutetramitea; Acrasida; Naegleriidae
Exons: 1
Coding region: 1-3108 (1035 amino acids)
Biological process (GO): translation
Cellular component (GO): mitochondrial small ribosomal subunit
Molecular function (GO): structural constituent of ribosome; methyltransferase activity
Source: RefSeq, a predicted model, not a curated record
AUGCAACGAUUCGUUUUUUCCCAUCGGCCAUCCUUCUUAUUGAAGAAGAGCGUGGUUAAUGGAAAUACCAGCAUCAGUUCAUUCCGAAAUACAUGUGGAAGAGUAAUACCAACAACUACAACAACAGAGCGUUCUUUUUCUACAUCCAUUCUUUGCCAGGGAAAGAGUUUUGAAAAAUUAUUAUCAUCGAUCGAAAAGGACUCGGGAAUGAAAAAGUCUUCAAAGAAACAUCAACGUAGUACCAAAAUUGAAGAAUCCAAAACCUCGUCUAAAGGAGAGCUGAAGCAGGCAACAUCUAAAAAACAAGACAGCCAAUCAGAACCAACAACUCCCGUAGAGAUUGAACGAAAAAAACAAACAACACAUUACAAACAGCAAGAAUUGGAAGCUCCAUCAAAAACUGCCAAAAAAUCAUCUGAGCCAACAUUCAAAAUUAUUGACAAAUCACAAAAACGGAAUGAAAUUAAUGAUGAAUCUCUGACAGCUCCGAUAGCAGAUUAUACAGCAUCUAAAUUACACAACAAAGAACUUACCUCAAAACUUCAAAAAGUUGUAAAUACUGAAGAUGACGUAGAGAGCGUUAUUGAAUGGGGAAAGAAGCAUGAUCUUAGAUUGAACUAUGACCAACUGUUAACUCCAACAACAUCCAAAACUCAAGAAGAAAUAGAAAAGGCCAGACAACGUCUCAAGAAAUCAUAUGAAGAAUAUGUACAAAACGUAUCCAUACAAGAAGAGGAAAACAAAAUUGAAGAUGAACAAUCUUUGAAACUCUACAGUGAACAAAUUACUAAUGAUGUACCUAAGGGGUUUGAAGUAUUUGACAGUAGUCAAUUAUCAACAAAACCUCACAAAAAAACUGAUAUGGAGAAACUAGCAAAACAAUUAGCAAGCAUGAGAAAGAAAAUUUCUCCUGAAGAAGCAAUGAAAAGACAACUCGUUGGAAAAUCUCAACAUUUUACGGAAUCUCUUAGAGAAGAAAAGAAACAAACAGAUUCACCGACCACAUCUGCACCAACAACCACGGUAUUAAAUUUAACAGACGAGCAGUACAAUAAUGCCAUGAAUUCUCUACAAGAAUUUACCAAUGGUUGGAAAGAAAAAGGAUAUGACCCUGUCCUUCAAAACAAUUUUGGACGAAAGAUAUUGAUUUUGUAUCCAACCAGUAAAAAGAAGCAACAAAAAAAGCAACUAAAGGAAGCACAACAAGCAUCAAAUGAUAAGAAACUGCACGACUUGUUAGAUGAGGUUUCAAUGGAUGAAGAACAAACGAAUACUUUUGAAAAAACGAUGAGUCAAAAACUGGUGGAUGUCAAGCAGUACUUUUCACAGUAUGGGUAUGACAUUUCAGAUUUAAAAUCACUUCUCAAAACUGACUCAAAGAAACAAACUCAAGAGAAAACAAAAUCUAUGGAACCUACAAGAUAUUCUGAAGAGAUUCAAAGAGAAAUUGAAAACCAUGUCACAGAUGAUGGACUUGAUUCAUCCAUACUCUUGGACGAGUAUCUUGGUGAUGAUGAUCCCAAUCAAGUAUUUCAAACUGUGGAUCAGAAAAAUUUACUCGUGUCUGAAUACGAAGAACAAACACAACAUUCCAUGUUUUCUCCUGAUAUUCAACCCUAUUUGAAAAGAAGUUCAAAAGAAAAUGAAGAACGACUUCGACAAGAAAUUGCCAAUAUGAGCAUUGGUUCCAUUCAAUUACCUCGAUCAUUAGUGGAGGGUGUUACAGAAAUCAUUUCAGAAUAUCCUAAAAAUCUCAUUCAACGAACUGCUGAAUUAUUAAGUGCUGCUUUCAGAAUUAGAACUAGUGGAUUUGAAAAAAACGCAAGUUCUUCAACAUUUUCCAAACUUGAUGAAGAGAAGAAGCUUAACAAGCCCAAUCACCAAGACGAACUAUUUAAAGAACAAUUGGACAUUCUCAAAAAAUUGAGAAGUUUCCAAAGAACUUCAAAGAAAAAAAAGAGACCUAUUGAUAUUGAAAUGAUGAAGAAAGAAAGCGAAGCAGAAAUGAAUCGAUCGUAUAAUCCACAAAUUAUUUAUAAGGAAUUAGAAGCUGCUGCCUACAUUGCACACAGACUUCCUGCCAUCUAUGGUACUUCUUAUCGAGUCUUCUCAGAAUCUGUUAUGAGAAUGCCAGAUUUUGAACCAAAAACUAUGUUAGACUUUGGAACAGGUCCAGGUACAACUAUUUGGGCUGCCAUGGAAGCUUUUGGAAGUCUUAAAGAGGUGAUGGCUGUUGAACCUUCAACAGCAAUGAUGGAUGUAGCUACUCGCUUAUUUGAUUAUAUGGAAGAAAAACCACAAAUUACAUGGAGACGUUUCUUGAACGAAAAUUCAUCGAAACAAUACGAUCUAGUCGUUGCUUCAUUUGUUUUGAAUGAACUUGCGAAUGCACAAGAAAGAGAACGAAUUGUUAAAGCCCUUUGGAAAGCAACAUCGGGUUUAUUGGUCAUUAUUGAACCUGGAACACCUGUAGGAUUUAAUUUUAUACGAGAAGCUCGAUCCACAGUAUUGUCACAAAAGAGUCAUGAAAACGACAAGCCCAUAAUUUUAGCUCCAUGUCCGCAUGAUUCUGUAUGUCCAAUGAGUGGCACUCCAAAAUGGUGUCACUUUGCCCAGAGAAUUGACAGAGAAGCUUUCCAAAAACUUACAAAACAAGCAAAAAAACAUUAUGAAAAUGAGAAUUAUUCGUUUAUUGCCAUUAAGAGAGAGAGCCUCAAAGGAUUUGAGUAUAGUGAGCAAGUUGAAAAAGAAGAAGAAGAAGCAAUGAGAGCCAAACAAAUUGAAGAACAAUUGCCCGACAGCGUGGUGACUAAGGAAAUAUCUCUUAGAAGAGAAUUAAGAUCUUAUUCUCGAGAAUUUUCACAACAGUCGUUCCGAUGGCCACGCAUCAUUGACACACCUCUGAAGAGAGGAGGACAUGCCAUUACAUCCAUGUGUCUUCCGGAGGGUACUCUUUCAAAGAUUGUGAUUAGCAAAGCAGAUAGUAGAAAGGGUUACAAGUAUUUAAGAAAGUGUCUGAAAGGUGACUUGUAUCCAUACCCACUCCGAGCUCGUAGUUUGAAAAAGAAUACUGAACUGGAAAAGUAUUUCCAAGAGGAUGAACCAUAG